AUGAAAAGGAAGAAAACACAGGAUAUUUCUAGUUUUUUUCUUAAAAAAACGCCUCCUCAACAAGAUCAUCCUCCUACACAAGAUCAUCUUCCUCCACAAAAUCCCCCUCCUCCACAAAAUCCUCCCUCGCCUCAUGCAAGUGAACAAAAUAUUUCUCCACAUCAAGCAAGUGAGCAACAAUAUUCUCCAUCACAUAAUUCCUCUCAAAAUCAAGAUGAUCAAUCUUUUCCUCAAGUUAGUUCCUAUCUUAGAGCUCCUAUUAGUGGUGAAAGGUUAAGUGAACUUGAUAUUGUCAAUCUUCCACAUGACCCCAGAAUGAGGAGAAAGAUGACUGAUUUUCAUCCAUGUGAUAGAGAUUUAGUGAGGAGAACUUACAUUCAAAGAAAGCCUUGUCAACCUAAAGAAUUCAAGUUUCCUCAAUCACUUUUUGGUAUGAAAAAACGUCGAUUUAAUGUUAAAUGGUUUGAUACUUGGCGAACUUGGCUUGAGUAUAGUGUCUCCAAAGAUGCUGCUUUUUGUUUUAUUUGCUAUUUGUUCAAGGAUGAACAUUCAGUUGGAGCUGAAGCUUUUGUUGGUGAGGGUUUCCGCGCUUGGAAUAGAUUAUCUACAAUUAAAGAUCAUGCAAGUACACACAUGGGUGUUUACCAUAAGGCUGUGAUGGCUAUGGAGUUAUUCAAGAAACUAAAGGGUAGCAUUGUCACCGCUUUAUCAAAGCAAACAGAGGAAACUAUGAGUGCUUAUCAACAUGAUGUUGAAUAUUCAAAAGUUGUUUUGAAAAAGGCCCCUAGUAAUUGUCAACUUACUUCUCCUGUUGUUCAAAAAGAUAUUAUCAAUGCUUGUGCAAAAGAGACAACUAAUGCAAUACUUGAAGAUAUGAAGGGUGAGAUGGGUGAGAAGGGUGAUAAGGGUUUUUUUGCUAUCCUUGCUGACAAGUCUGCCGAUGUUUCUGAUAAAGAACAAAUGGCUCUUUGUUUGAGAUAUGUUAAUAAAAGGGGGGAAGUGUGUGAACGUUUUCUUGGUGUUGUGCAUGUUCCCAAUACUACUUCUUUGACUCUUAAAGCUGCUAUUGAGUCAUUACUCAUGGAGUACUCUUUAACUUUCUCUCAAGUUCGGGGUCAGGGUUAUGAUGGGGCAAGCAAUAUGCAAGGUUCAAUCAAUGGCCUCAAAACUUUCAUAUUGAAUGAAUGUCCACAAGCAUACUUUGUACAUUGCUUUGCUCAUCAACUUCAGUUGACACAAGUUGCCCUUGCUAAGAAGAAUUCAGAUUGUGCUUGGCUUUUUGUUGAUGUACUUGCAAAUCUCUUGAAUUUUGUGGGGGGUUCACCUAAGAGGAAAGAAUUUCUUAGAGAAAUACAAGCUCAACGUGUUGUAGAAGCAUUAUCCUUAGGUGAACUUGAAACAGGAACGAGAUUAAAUCAAGAACGUGGCUUGGGUAGACCUUGUGACACUCGUUGGGGCACUCACUUUAAAUCAAUUUUGAAUGUGCUUGAUUUAUAUCCCACGAUCCUUAAGUCACUUGAUGCAAUUGUUGGAGUUUCUAAUACAACUGAUUCGAAUAGAGCACAAGCUAUUACAUACAUGUUGAUGUCUUUUGAUUUUGUGUUUGUGGCACACUUGAUGGUUGCUAUAUUUGGGAUUACAAAUGAAUUGAAUGUGGCAUUGCAAAAACAUGAUCAAGACAUUGUAAAUGCAAUGGCUAUGGUUGAUGUAACGAAGUUCAAUUUGCAAAAGAUGAGAGAUGAAGAAUGGGAUUCUCAUAUGGAGAAAGUCACUUCUUUUAUGGUUAAACAUGGCAUUGAGGUUCCAAAUAUGGAGGAGAGAUAUGUUGUUCCUGGGAGAAGGAUGGCUAGAGAAAAAUUGAUUCAACUUGCUAAAUUCUAUCCCAAUGAUUUUCCAAGUGAUGAAAUAAUUGUCUUUGAUCGUGCACUUCAAAAUUUCAUUGUUACUAUGAGAACAGAUGAUAGAUUCUGGAAUUUGAAGACUAUUAAUGAGCUUUCUAGGAAACUUGUUGAGACGGGGAAGCAUAAAACUCAUGACCAGGUCUACUUGCUUUUGAAGUUGGUGUUGACUCUCCCUGUUUUUGAAUGUUAA
Molecule: messenger RNA, 2091 nt
Organism: Spinacia oleracea (spinach)
Lineage: Eukaryota; Viridiplantae; Streptophyta; Magnoliopsida; Caryophyllales; Amaranthaceae
Exons: 3
Coding region: 1-2091 (696 amino acids)
Source: RefSeq, a predicted model, not a curated record